Messenger RNA from Salpingoeca rosetta, 1154 nucleotides. RefSeq lists its product as uncharacterized. Lineage: Eukaryota; Choanoflagellata; Craspedida; Salpingoecidae. The coding region runs from base 45 to 893 and encodes 282 amino acids. The transcript is spliced from 7 exons. The record is from RefSeq and is a predicted model, not a curated record.
GAGCAACAAAGCGAAAGCGUUCAUUCAUUCAUUCAUAUCACUGCAUGUCAACCUACGUUCCCGCCCUCCUCCUUCUCCGAUCGUUUUCCACCAUGAACUUCCAAGAUGAGUUCAAGCAAGCCGAUGCCGGCUCGCCGCUGGCCCAGGCCGGCCUGAUGCAACUGAGCACGCCGCAGUUCAACGGCCAAGUCCAAUGGCAGAUCGUGGGCGACGAGUCCCAGAUCCUCGAGGUUGUCCUCAACCAGGGUGAUGCUGUCACCACCGAGCCCGGCACGAUGGUGCACAUGUCCUCUGGCCUCUCUCCCGAUAUCCACCUGAGUGGCGGGUGCGGCCAGGCAUGCACCCGCAGCUGCUGCGCUGGCGAGAGCUUCUUCCGCGUCAAGUACGAGAACUCGACCAACACGCCCCAGCACAUUGGCCUCACGCCAAACUUUCCCGCCAAGAUUGUGCCCAUCAACCUGCCCGAGUUUGGCGGCCGCAUCACCAUCAAGAGCCGCGCCUUCAUGUGCGCCCUCAACUGCCAGCCAACCUUCUCCUACCGCUUUGCCGGCCUUGGCGCUGGCUGCUGCGGCGGGCAGGGCUUUGUGCUGAACGACCUCUCUGGCGAUGGCAUGGCCUUCCUCAACGCGUCCGGCACCGUCCUCAUGCGCAACCUUGGUGCCGGCGAGGAGCUCAUCUGCGACCAGUCAUCGGUUGUUGCGUUCCAGUCGACGGUCAACUUCACCAUCCGGCGUGCGGGCGGCUGCCUCAUGUGCUGCUGCGGCGGCGAGGGCCUCUUCAACUCGGUCCUCACGGGCCCUGGCAUCGUCGUGCUCCAGUCCAUGCCCAUCGAGAAGAUUGCUGCCGCUCUUGCCUUCCGCAGCGGCGGCGGCGGUGACGGCGGUGCCCAGUAAGCACGUGCCAUACACGUGCACGCAUGCGCCCACGUGUGUAGAUGUUGAUGACCACGUGUGCAGAUGUUGAUGCGUCAAACACAAGAGCACAUGCGCGCACACACGCACACAUACACGCAUACACGCACAUGCCACCACAUUUUGUUGCACAAAGUGCUUCAUUUAUUGCUUUCAACCACAUUGUGUGCUCCAGCUGCGUCUGCAUCGUUUUAUUCGCGAAGCAGGCUUUCAAACGCAUGAAUAAAGCAACUCUGCACCCUG